This is a messenger RNA of Lachancea sp. 'fantastica', 1782 nucleotides long. Lineage: Eukaryota; Fungi; Ascomycota; Saccharomycetes; Saccharomycetales; Saccharomycetaceae. The record is from the annotation of a GenBank genome assembly.
AUGGGAAUCAAGAAGUUCUUUAAGAUCAAGCCUCCCGAGGAGGAUACUCCGGAAAUGAACCGCGAACAACUCAACGAACUUGGUAUCCCUACGAAGAAUGUGAGAAGAACAAAGAAGGAGAAAUUUGCAGCAUAUGGGCACUUCGCAAAGGAUAAAGCUGAAGACCGGUUUUAUGCACCUCCAGGCUAUGAAAACAGUGCCAAAAACAAUGCGGAUUUGGACGAUUUAAAUAAGUCCGAAAUGGACACCGAAAACAAAGCCGAUCCUUAUUUGAAGGCACCGGAUAAGAGCAGUUUCGACCCGUAUGCCAGAAAUAACGUUCAGGAUCGUCGCCAGGAACAGAAUCCUUAUUCAACCUCAGGCCCUGCAGGUUACGCCUCAAAUAAUCCCUAUGAAAAAUCGUCCAGUGAUCCAUAUGCUCGUACGACAUCUACUUCCAACCCUUAUGAACAGCAGCGGUCUACUUCCAAUCCUUACGGACAGCAGCAGUCGGAUUUCAACUCAUAUGGCCAACAACGGUCGAACGUCAACCCUUACGGGCAGCAUCAAUCGGAGAACAAUCGUUCUGGGAGCCAACAGCCACCCUCGCGUACGAAUAUCCCACCCGGGCAAGGACGUUCUGCCAAUCCUUACGCCUCCCUUGGCGAUGAUCCAUACAGCUCGUCAAGCAGAAGUAAUAGUUACAGCACAGCAUCACGCCAGUCUCCGGUGUCCAGCUCUAGGGUGCCGCAAUAUGGGAACCCUCAAUCUGAGAGUAGAACGGCUACGAUCUCUAGCCCGCAAGGUCCACAAGGGAAGUCUCGGAUAGCUACAGCGGGUGCUACAGAUGCAUCAUUUGAUUUCGAAAACCCAUCAAAAAGCGACAACAACGACGAAAUCGACUUGAAUGCAACCUUGCAAGAUGAGGAAGAAGAUUUCAACAGCCCCAUGAAUGUUGGAUAUGAAAAUGAUGUUUAUCAGCGGCAACAGCUCCAACAGCAAACUACCCCGCAACAGGAUUAUUUGCAGGAUACUUCAAAUGACCGUGGGUUUCAAACAUUCGAGGACAUUCAAAGGGAAAAUGAACAAAGGCAACAGCAAGAAGAAGAUGAGGCGGUCGACGAGAUCAAGCAGCAGAUCAGGUUUACAAAGCAGAGCUCUGUGGCCUCCACUAGGAAUACGCUCAAGAUGGCACAAGAGGCAGAAAUGGCAGGGACCAACACUCUUGGGAUGCUAGGUCAUCAAAGUGAGAAAUUAAACGCUGUUGAAAGAAAUCUAGAUUUGAUGAGGAUGCAAAAUAGAGUUGCAGAUGAUAAAGUGGCUGAAUUGAAAAAGCUGAACCGCAAUAUUUUGGCUGUUCACAUGAGUAAUCCUUUCAAUUCUAAGCGUCGUCUGCGAGAAGCAGAGGAACGUAUAAGAACGCAAAGAAUAGAGGACAAACUCAUUCAAAAACAAACAAAUGGACGUCUCAUGCAAUCGACAAACCGCAUUGAAAGUGCAAUGAACGCUUCAGGACAGGAUCCACAUGACAGUGUCAAACAGCGUUACCAAAAUCAAGCAAUUUUAGAGAGGUCCAAAAGGUAUCAAUUUGAGAAUGACGCUGAAGAUGAUGAGAUGGAACUCGAGAUUGACAAGAACCUCGACAAGGUGGGCCAAAUCAGUGGACGUCUGAAGAGGCUUGCAAUUGCUAGUGGAGACGAAAUUGAUGCGCAGCAAAACCGGAUUGCCAACAUUGAAGAAGACACCGAUAAUAUGGAUAUUAAGAUCCAUUUGAACACCACGCGGUUGACUCAAAUUCGGUAG